AGAUGACGGAAAAAGGCAAGCGGUUGCGGGUUUUAUCCCUAUUUUCUUCCUCCUCUAUUAUUCUGUCCUUCUGACCUUCUUCCCCACUACCAUGUUCCCUACUCUUAAUUCGAGAGGGGAAUAACAUUAUCCCCGUCUUGUUCUCCUUCUACCGUUCCUCUCUCUUGCUCAUCUCUUCGAGGCCGAAGCGAUGGCGGUGGCGUUGGAAAGCUUCUCGAUUCGAGAGUAUGCGGCGAAGAUGAGGAGCGUGGACUCGGGCAAAUGCUGGCCAUUCGGUGGGGAUGGGGAUGGGACGAGAGAGGGAGAGAUGGGGAGGUCGCUGCCACCGAUCUCGUCCCGGAAGUUCCGAUGGUGGUUCGACGAGCUCGAGGCGGAGCGUUCGGUUGGACUGAAGCCCGAUGGCGCCGCCGAGGAGCUCCAGUUGGAGAGAGCCCGGGCGCCGGCGGAGGAGGGGAGCAGGCAGAUGAGGACGCCGGUGAAGGCGAAGCAAAGGGCGCCCAAGAAGAGGUCCAUCGUGGAGCUGUUUGCGGUGUCUCCGCAGAUCGAGGCCGCUGAAGACGAGACUGACGACGGCGAUGAAGAGGAAGGAAAAGGAGGAGCCGUCGAAGAUAGAGAACGAGAAAAGGAAGUCGGAGGCGAAGAGAGUUCGGGAGGGGGAGAUCGAGGCGGCGGUACGGAUGUGAGUGUUUCUUCGCCGAGGGAAAGAAAAGAGAGGGUGAAGGAAAUCGAGAAAACGAGGGAGAAUUCAUGGAUAAAAUAUAAGAGCAAGAAGAAGAAGAAAUCAAAUGCCGAGACAUGUGCUGCAAAAAAGGGGAAAAAUUAUAGGCUCAAAGCAUCAUAUUCACGUGAUAUUUCUCAGUUACUUCAUGAUUCAGUGAGUAAGAAGAGGUUCAGAAAGGCUCUGACUCUGAGGGAUGCUGCUGAUGUCAGAAAGAACAAACCAUCAACGGUGAAAAGUUUACUGAAGAAGCAAAAUCGCAAAUUAAUCCAAAAUUCCAAGUUGCUUUUCAAAAACCAGGAGGAGGUAGCAAAGGUCCUGCAAGUUCAUGGCAUCCUCAAGGAUCGCUCAAAAGCCUCUUCCAUCAAAAAGUCAAGUCUGAUUGUUGAUACACAAGGUGGAAAUUCUUUUAAGCCUUCUCGUGUGUCAGAAAAGCAUGUCACAUUUUCUGGCAAGGAUGACAUACUUGGACACGACAAGAGCGUUUCUCCCAUGGAGCUGCCUCAAUUGCAAAGCCUUUGCAAAAUAUUUUCAGAUGUCUUGGCUGCAUCAUCAGCUACGGGUGAUUUAAGCAAAGGUGAUAAACUUCCAUCUCCUAGUAAGGGAUCUCACAUGGUGAAUGAAUGUGAGAAAGAUGCUGCGACAAGUGGUGCAGAGGGAACAGCCGGGUGUGACAAGGCACAGUUGAGUGAUGCUCACAGUCGUGCUGUCCCCCACGAGUUUAUUAAUCCCAAUAACAGGAUCUAUCCCGGUAGAGAUAUAUCCUCCUUGGAUGAAGCUGUGGACUUAAAUAGUGUAAUACAGAGCUCCAGCAAUUCGAAUUGCUUACACUUUGGCACCUCAGUUUUUUCUGCUAGUCACCUGCAUUCAGGCGAUCAACAAGUUCUGAAUUCUUAUGGUAAAGAAGGGUCAAGUUCUGGUGAAGGAAUUCGUUCAGAUGGAAGAAUUUUUGGGAUAUCUGAUUCUGGAAGAAGUCUGUCUACUCCCAUUGAAAGUAGUGGCUCAAGAUCUGAAGCAAUGAGUUCGCUAACCGUAGCCAGGAAUCUAAUUUCACAGCCUUCGAGAACCUGCUCAGUAAUGAGCAUGGAAGCAAAUGAGAGGCAACCGCAUUUAGCACUAGGGCCCAGGGUUGAUGUUGAUAGAUGUGUUUCAGAGAUUCAACCUAUGUGCCGUCUCACUCGUCAAGAUUUGAGUAGAAGCAUAUGCACUUUAGUUGGAUCAAAAAGAUCUGGGGAAACAGGGCUGAUAAUGUCAGAUCAGAUGUCCACCUUCAGGGACAAGCAUAGUGAUGAGAAUUUCAUCGGCCUGCCUCUUAAUUCGCAGGGAGAACUCAUUAAGUUGCAUUCCAGUGGUAGGUUUGGUCUUAGGGAUUUAUUUAAGGAGCAAAACACAGUCCUGGGUUCCUGCCGUAGCUUCCCAAUUUGUAAUCUCGUUGAGCCAAGAAGUACAUUGAAUCAUAUAAAUAUGACAGGAAAGUUUCCUGCUGCAUCAUGGUACAUGAAAGAUGGGUUAAGAUCGUACCCGGAACAGUGUGACAAUCCUGCUAGCAUGCCUGUAACUUCUGGGCUAGGUAUUAUGCAGUUGCAUGGUUUUGAAAGGAUGGAAGUUCAAAACCAUGUAUCAAUGAUGGACAAAGAUCAACAUUUCCAUCAUGGACCAAGUUCGACGAAAGUUUCUUGCUAUGGGUGCAGAGAAUCUAGUCGCGAAGCUUGUAGUUGGAAUAACAGGGAAAAUUUUCAAGCAGAGGGGAAUUUGGACCAUGGGGUUCAGCCUGCUAACCAACCAACAAUGCGUUUGAUGGGUAAAAACGUUGCAGUCGGCAGAAGAAGUGAAGAAUGCAGUUUUGAUUAUGGAGAGAUUUGGACAGACAAGGAAAUCGUAACUGAAAACAGCCCCUCUGUUGGACUGUCUGAUACAUCACUUCCAAGGCAAUGGCUUCAACAGGGGUGCUUCAAACAGCCCGUCUCUGAGGCAUCAAGAUUUAUACAAACAAUAGGGACUUCAUCAAGCAUUUAUUGCAGUCCAGAACUUGAACCAAGAUUUGAUCAUAUGCAUCUUGAUUGCCCAGAGCAGUGGAUAUCAAGAAUUGGCCUUCCAUCCACCAUCGGAGAUUAUGCCUCCAAGCUGAAUCCUUCUAGCCAUCCACCUCCUUCUCAGACAAUGCUGAAUAAGACACUCAACCCUACAGUAAAUUCUGUAACCCAUCCUCAAAAUAUUCAGCAUAUGCUGCUAAUGUCUACACAUCGCAAGCAUAGCCAGAGCUUUUCUUUUAGUACUUCAUCAACUUCCCAUCCUGCAUUUUUAAAUCAGAAUUGUGGGAAUUUUGUUGAAUCAUCAUCAGCUCAAUCUUCGCUUUGCUGUCCGCAGUGGCUGCUAAAUGCAGGACAGCAUAAGAAGAGCAACAAAUUUCCUUUUCCCUUUUGUUCCGAUCCUAUUGCUCUUUGUCACCCCUGCACAACAUCUGGAAGUAAGCUCCCUCUGCUUCCUUCUACGUAUCCCACAUGCAUUGUAUCUUCUCCUGCUUAUAAUACCAGCUCUUUGCACACCUGUGGCUCUGCUUCAUUAGUUCAUUCUUCAUUUAUCCCAUCCUAUCCAGCAAGCAAAUCCACUUUUCCAGGCAAUUCAAACUUUAGAAACAAGAUUAAAGAUAGGGAUGGAACAAAAUGCAAUCUUAUGAAUCUCAAAAGUCUGGAUCGGCCUGACAGAAGUAACAAAAGGCCUGCAGCUAAAGUUGAUGGAUUCAUGAGACCAGCGAAAAAGCCUCAUUUAACAAUACAAGACAGCUCUGUUCCAGCAGGCCCAAGGAGAGAACAGUUGAAUGAUUGUUCAUCAGAUGAUGCAAGAUCAGCAGAAAUGUCGGCUUUGGCUAAUAAAAUCAUUGAUGCUGGUCGUCCAGUAAUGAGAAACGAAAAAAAUGGGUUAACAAUUUCUUCUGGCUCUAGUUCUUUAAACCAUUCUGUUGGGACAACAGCAGGACCUGUCAAAUUGAGUUCAGGAGCAAAGCAUAUACUAAAGCCCAGUCAAAAUAUGGAUAAGGAUAAUUCUAGACUAAUUCAUUCAACCAUACCUUUUGCAGUUGGGACUAGUUCUUGUACAGCUCCAGUUGCUCAGAAAUCAACAAUGAUUUACAGGUUCUAGCGGGCAUGCACAACCUAGUAUGGAUGGUUUAAGCAAUGAUUUCUUUUGUAGCUUAUCUUCCACUUAAAUGGCUUCCUGUCAAGUGAAUACUUCUGAUUUCAGUGAUGGUUCCUUUUUGAUUUUAACGAGGUGAAAUUGGUUUCUGGUCUGGAAGGAAAGCAUUACAUGGUCGCAGCUCUAUAAAAGCAAGUGUAUACAAUGUUACAUUAUUUAACUGCUUAUCUUUGUGUUUUCCAAAGCUUCUGCUGCUGCAACAAUUUGAACCUCAAGCUGUGAUCGGGUUAUUUAGAUUUUCUUCCUAGAAUUCAAUCUCCCUGUUUUGAAUCUGAUAUAAUAGUAUGUUAUUUUAUUAACUGCUCAUGCUAUAUUUAUUCAAGUAUGGAACUUACAAAGUCAUGAUUUUUUCUUUUUCCUCGGUCACUCCAAGUGCAUUAUUGGUUUCUUUUCUUCUUUUUUUUUUUAUGUUUAUUAUGUGUAUGUUGUUUAACCAUGAAAUCAAAAAUCAUUCCACGCAAAUACCAAGCAUGAGCUUAUUCAUGUUAUCCACAUGAUAAACAUUGUAUAUUGCCUUAUUCAUAUAUCUGUUUUGUUGCUUAUAUCACUUGAUGGGUGGUUUUAAGCAAUUAUUUCAUGUUUGAUUUAUAACCAUUAUUUGCUAUAAAUAAUUUUAGUUUUGUAAAUCAACUUCAUUUUUUUUCCUAAAUAUCCCCUAUAGAUUGUCAUCCUCAUUUUUUUGUUGAUGACAUGAUCUUAACCUAUACGUCCAACUAACUGCACAUCGUUAAGUGUUUCUUCAAUAUAAUCUAAGACAUAAAGGUACUUAGCCCUUAGAUUAUUCUAUAUGCCUCAACAUCUGCUCUCUUAUCUUUCCUUUGUCUUUGAUUGGUAUAAGGAUCUUCAACAUUAUACUGUACAUGAUGUCACACCCAAAACCAAGAGCGCGUAACGAACGUAGCAUGCCUCCAAUGCAAACCAAACAUACAUGCAAGACUACUGAACAAAAAUUUAAUCAUUUCAUGAUAAUUUUAAACCAAUAAUAAGAUAACCUUGAUGCUCAAAAAAUUAAAUCUACCAAAUGCUCAAAGCAAUUUAGUGUGCUGCCCAAGUCCCACAGCAAACCAUAGAUCAGAAUUUGCAACAAAAAAAAAAAGAAUAAUAAGUUACAUUAACCUGAUAAGCAACAUAACACUUCAUAUCAGGUCAGAGCAUAACAUUAGAUAACAAAUCAAAUACAAUAAUAUAUUCUUGACUAGGCUAAAUUUCAUUCUUAUCAAAUACUAAAGAAUGCUACUCUUUUUUUUUUUUCAAAAGUAUAUUGUUCAUAAACAAAUAUUAAAUUUAACAUUUGGCCAUAGCCACAUAACCCAGUGGCAUGGGUCAAUGAACAGGUAAUAGAUAACAAGUAAUGAUGCCAAAAUAUCAUUAUUCUUGCCACCGAUGGUAGAGUAUUGAAACUAAUUUCUUAGAUUAUAA
Phoenix dactylifera (date palm) is the source of this 5329-nucleotide messenger RNA. RefSeq lists its product as uncharacterized. The record is from RefSeq and is a predicted model, not a curated record. Lineage: Eukaryota; Viridiplantae; Streptophyta; Magnoliopsida; Arecales; Arecaceae.